Molecule: messenger RNA, 1616 nt
Organism: Exophiala xenobiotica
Lineage: Eukaryota; Fungi; Ascomycota; Eurotiomycetes; Chaetothyriales; Herpotrichiellaceae
Exons: 1
Coding region: 337-1344 (335 amino acids)
Molecular function (GO): oxidoreductase activity
Source: RefSeq, a predicted model, not a curated record
AACAACAGUCAGUAAUCUUGAACAAACACUUGUCAACUUCCCUCAGUAUCAAUAGUGUACAUAACGGCCGUAGGUAGAUUAAUCGCCCAAGCUGGAGCUGGAGUUGGAGCGGAGGGAACAUUCUCCGGCAUCCAACAAACCACAUUAGAAAUCACUCGGAAUCAGAGCUUUCGGCUAUUUGCCCGACACGGAUCCCCGAACACAUUCUCCUACUCUCGGUCACCAGCACCAUCCGGACUAGAUUUUACCAGAUUGAAACGAUCAACGAGACUUCACAGCUUCUCGACCACGAGACAGACGCAAACACCCUCCAAAAGACAACAAGCAACAGCAAGCAUGCCUACCAUGCGUGCGGUCGAUAUCAAAGGCGGCAAAGGCCCCAUCGAUUCCAUGUACAUCAACAGUGAAAUACCUAAGCCUGUCCCCAAGGGCAGCCAGGCGCUCGUCAAAGUCAGAUAUUUCGGCUUGAAUCGUAUGGACCUCCUACAGCGCGAAGGUCUUUAUCCAUUGCCUCCACAGGCCGGACCGAUCAUGGGCGUCGAAUUCUCCGGGGUGAUCGAGUCUUUCGGCUCUGAGCCCGAAGCCGGGUUCAAUGUCGGCGACGAGGUCUUCGGGCUCGCCUACGGUGGCGCAUACGCAGAGUAUAUCGCUGUCAGCACGCACAUGCUUAUACACAAACCUAAGGAACUCAGCUGGGAAGAAGCCGCGGGUAUCCCGGAGACGUGGAUCACCGCCACACAAGCGCUUUAUUUGGUCGGCGAGUUCAAGCCGGGUAUGAGCGUGUUGUGGCAUGCUGGCGCCAGCAGCGUCAGUAUUGCGGGCAUACAGCUUGCGAAAGCGGACGGUGCGAGCGCGGUGUAUGUCACGGCCAGCACACAGGAGAAGAUUGACUUCUGUAAGAGUCUCGGCGCAACCGAGGGCUUUAGUUACAAGGAAGGCAACUGGGCGGAGGCGUUGUUGAAGUACACUGACGGCAAGGGGGUGGAUUUGAUUGUAGAUUUCAUUGGGGCAGGGUAUUUCAGUCAGAAUCUCGAUGCGGCGGCAAGGGAUGGGCAUAUUGUCAACCUGGGCACUAUGGGUGGGGCGGUAGUCAAGGGAGAUGUCGAUGUUAGUAGGAUCCUGAGGAAGAGGUUACGCAUCGAAGGGAGCACGUUGAGGAGCAGAGACGAGAUAUAUCAGGGGAAAUUGAGAGAUAUGCUGGUUGAACAUGCCCUGCCGAGGUUUGUGAAGGGCGAGUUCAAGGUGCCUAUCCAUAAGGUGUACCAGAUGGAGGAGAUUAAGGAGGCACAUAAAUUGCUGGAGUCCAACAAGACGAUGGGGAAAGUUAUUUGUAAGGUGAAUUGAAGGGGAUAUAGCGUGGAAGAACCCAUGGUUGGCAGGACGGGGAGGAUGUCUUCAGUGCAAAGGUGCAACGGGACGAGAGGGGGAAAUGUCUUCUCGAGGCAUUUCAGAGUCGACGAUUUGUGUUGACGUCCACUGAUAUAUAUUUGCUACCAUGAGGGAGGAAAAGAAAGACUUUGGCUGAUACCGAAGGUGAGAAGCCAGGACCAUCAUGGACUAAAGAUUGAUGUUGCCAUGGAGUCUCAAAGGUCCGCGGUAGCUAAACUUUUUCGCAC